Molecule: messenger RNA, 360 nt
Organism: Xyrichtys novacula (pearly razorfish)
Lineage: Eukaryota; Metazoa; Chordata; Actinopteri; Labriformes; Labridae
Source: the annotation of a GenBank genome assembly
AUGAGCAGGAGGACGAGAGCAAAAAGAGGAGGAGGAGAGAGGAUGAAACGGAGAGGAGAGAGGAGUACAGGGAGAGAGAAAGGAGGAGGAGAGGAGAGAGCAGGGAGAGGAGAGCUGGGAGAUGAGCAAGAGGAAGAGAGCAGGGAGAGGAAAGGAAGCAGGGAGAGAGGAGAGCAGGGAGAGGAGCAGGAGGAAGAGAGCAGGGAGAAGAGAAGGAGCAGGGAGAUGAGCAGGAGGAAGAGAGGAGAGCAGAGACAGAAGAGCAGGAAGAAGAGAGAGGAGAGCAGGGAGAGGAGUGAGGAGAGCAGGGAGAGGAGAAGGAGGAAGAGAGCAGGGAGAAGAGAAGGAGCAGGGAGAUGA